Molecule: messenger RNA, 6895 nt
Organism: Manis pentadactyla (Chinese pangolin)
Lineage: Eukaryota; Metazoa; Chordata; Mammalia; Pholidota; Manidae
Gene: DOCK1
Product: dedicator of cytokinesis 1
Exons: 52
Coding region: 187-5844 (1885 amino acids)
Biological process (GO): small GTPase-mediated signal transduction; cell migration
Cellular component (GO): cytoplasm; plasma membrane
Molecular function (GO): guanyl-nucleotide exchange factor activity; small GTPase binding
Source: RefSeq, a predicted model, not a curated record
CCCAUCCGGCCCGCGACGCUCCGCCCGCCCCGUCCCACAUGACACCGCCUCCGCCGCAAACUUUUUCCUCCCCAUCCUGUCGCGGCUCGAAAGGAAUGGAAAAUGGCGGCCUAGGCGCGGAGUUUCCUGGCGGAGCAGCGGCGGCGGCCAUCGCGGCGGCCCGGGGCGCAGGGGCCCGGGGGCGCCAUGACGCGCUGGGUGCCCACCAAGCGGGAGGAGAAGUACGGCGUGGCUUUUUAUAACUAUGAUGCCAAGGGAGCAGACGAGCUCUCGUUACAGAUAGGGGACACUGUGCACAUCUUGGAAACAUACGAAGGGUGGUACAGAGGUUACACCUUAAGAAAAAAGUCUAAGAAGGGUAUAUUUCCUGCUUCAUAUAUUCAUCUUAAAGAAGCUAUAGUGGAGGGAAAAGGGCAACAUGAAACGGUCAUUCCAGGCGACCUGCCGCUCAUACAGGAGGCCACCACGACACUCCGCGAGUGGUCCACCAUCUGGAGGCAGCUCUACGUGCAAGAUAACAGGGAGAUGUUUCGAAGUGUGCAGCACAUGAUCUACGAUCUCAUCGAGUGGCGAUCGCAGAUUCUUUCUGGAACCCUGCCCCAGGAUGAGCUCAAAGAACUGAAGAAGAAGGUCACUGCUAAAAUUGAUUAUGGAAACAGAAUUCUUGAUUUGGACUUGGUGGUGAGAGAUGAAGAUGGGAACAUUUUGGACCCAGAACUAACGAGCACGAUUAGUCUCUUCAGAGCUCAUGAAAUAGCUUCUAAACAAGUAGAGGAAAGAUUACAAGAAGAAAAAUCUCAAAAGCAGAACAUAGAUAUUAACAGACAAGCUAAGUUUGCUGCCACCCCUUCUCUGGCCUUGUUUGUCAACCUCAAGAAUGUGGUUUGUAAAAUCGGAGAAGAUGCCGAAGUGCUCAUGUCUCUCUACGAUCCUGCGGAGUCCAAAUUCAUCAGUGAAAACUACCUGGUUCGUUGGUCAAGUUCAGGAUUGCCCAAAGACAUAGACAGAUUACAUAAUUUGCGAGCUGUUUUUACUGACCUCGGAAGCAAAGAUCUGAAGAGGGAGAAAAUCAGUUUUGUUUGUCAGAUCGUCCGCGUGGGUCGCAUGGAGCUGAGGGACAACAGCACCAGGAAGCUGACCUCGGGCUUACGGCGACCGUUCGGAGCAGCCGUGAUGGAUGUAACAGAUAUAAUAAAUGGAAAAGUAGACGAUGAAGAUAAACAGCACUUCAUUCCCUUUCAGCCGCUCGCGUUGGAUGACGCCAUUCGACACAAGCCGCUGAACAUGUCAUCCCGUUUUUCACCCAGGGUGGCAGGGGAGAAUGACUUCCUUCAGACUGUUAUAAACAAAGUCAUUGCUGCCAAAGAAGUCAACCACAAGGGCCAGGGUUUGUGGGUAACAUUGAAAUUGCUUCCUGGAGAUAUCCAUCAGAUUAGAAAGGAGUUUCCUCAUUUAGUGGACAGGACCACAGCUGUGGCUCGGAAAACUGGGUUUCCGGAGAUAAUCAUGCCUGGUGAUGUUCGAAAUGAUAUCUAUGUAACAUUAGUUCAAGGAGAUUUUGAUAAAGGAAGCAAAACCACAGCGAAGAAUGUUGAGGUCACAGUGUCGGUGUAUGACGAAGAUGGAAAACGACUGGAGCACGUGAUUUUCCCGGGUGCUGGUGAUGAAGCGAUUUCAGAGUACAAGUCUGUGAUUUACUACCAAGUAAAACAGCCACGCUGGUUUGAGACUGUUAAGGUGGCCAUUCCCAUUGAGGAUGUUAACCGCAGUCACCUUCGGUUUACCUUCCGUCAUAGAUCAUCACAGGACUCCAAGGAUAAAUCUGAGAAGAUAUUUGCACUAGCAUUUGUAAAACUGAUGAGAUAUGAUGGGACCACUCUGAGGGACGGAGAGCACGAUCUGAUCGUCUAUAAGGCCGAAGCGAGGAAGCUGGAAGAUGCCGGGACGUACCUGAGCCUGCCGUCUACGAAAGCAGAGUUAGAGGAAAAGGGGCACCUGGCGAUGGGGAAGAGCAUGCAGAGCCUCGGGAGCUGUACCAUCAGCAAAGACUCCUUCCAGAUCUCCACUCUCGUGUGUUCCACCAAGCUCACCCAGAACGUGGACCUCCUGGGCCUGCUCAAGUGGCGUUCGCACACCAGCCUGCUGCAGCAGAACCUGCGGCAGUUGAUGAAGGUCGACGGUGGCGAAGUGGUGAAGUUCCUCCAGGACACCUUGGAUGCCCUCUUCAACAUCAUGAUGGAGAACUCCGAGAGCGAGACUUUUGAUACAUUAGUGUUUGAUGCUCUGGUAUUUAUCAUUGGACUAAUUGCUGAUAGAAAAUUUCAACAUUUUAAUCCUGUUUUAGAGACCUACAUUAAGAAACACUUUAGUGCAACUUUAGCCUACACGAAGCUGACCAAAGUGUUAAGGAACUACGUGGACAAUGCCGAGAAGCCGGGCGUCAGCGACCAGCUGUAUAAGGCCAUGAAAGCGUUGGAGUACAUCUUCAAGUUCAUCGUGCGCUCCCGGAUACUGUUCAACCAACUCUAUGAAAACAAAGGCGAGGCCGACUUCAUGGAGUCCCUGCUGCAGCUCUUCCGCUCCAUCAGCGACAUGAUGAGCAGCGUGUCGGAUCAGACCGUCAGGGUGAAGGGGGCGGCACUGAAAUACUUGCCAACGAUUGUCAACGAUGUGAAACUGGUGUUUGAUCCCAAGGAGCUCAGCAAAAUGUUUACUGAUUUCAUCCUCAAUGUUCCCGUGGGUUUGCUGACCAUUCAGAAGCUGUAUUGCUUGAUUGAAAUCAUUCACAGUGACCUCUUCACACAGCAUGACUGCAGAGAGAUCCUGCUUCCUAUGGUGACGGAUCAGCUCAAGUACCAUCUGGAGAGACAGGAAGACCUGGAGGCCUGCUGCCACCUGCUCAGUGACAUCCUGGAGGUUCUGUACAGGAAGGACGUGGGGCCAACACAGAGGCACGUCCAGAUAAUCAUGGAGAAACUCCUCCGGACAGUCAACCGGACCGUCAUUUCCAUGGGUCGGGAUUCCGAACUCAUUGGGAACUUCGUGGCUUGUAUGACAGCGAUUUUACGACAAAUGGAGGAUUAUCAUUAUGCUCAUUUGAUCAAGACUUUUGGGAAAAUGAGGACUGAUGUUGUGGACUUCCUGAUGGAAACAUUCAUCAUGUUUAAGAACCUCAUUGGGAAGAAUGUCUACCCUUUCGACUGGGUGAUAAUGAACAUGGUGCAGAAUAAAGUCUUCCUGCGAGCAAUUAAUCAGUAUGCAGAUAUGCUGAACAAAAAAUUUCUGGAUCAAGCCAGCUUUGAGCUACAGCUGUGGAACAACUACUUUCACCUGGCUGUGGCUUUUCUCACACAAGAGUCCUUGCAACUGGAGAAUUUUUCAAGUGCUAAGAGAGCCAAAAUCCUUAACAAGUAUGGAGAUAUGAGGAGACAGAUUGGUUUCGAAAUCCGAGACAUGUGGUACAACCUUGGUCAACACAAGAUAAAGUUCAUUCCAGAAAUGGUCGGUCCAAUCUUAGAAAUGACACUGAUACCUGAGACGGAGCUGCGCAAAGCUACCCUCCCCAUCUUCUUUGAUAUGAUGCAGUGCGAGUUCCACUCGACCCGAAGCUUCCAGAUGUUUGAAAACGACAUCAUCACCAAGCUGGAUCAUGAGGUGGAAGGAGGCAGAGGAGAUGAGCAGUACAAGGUGUUAUUUGAUAAAAUCCUCCUGGAACACUGCAGGAAGCACAAAUACCUCGCCAAAACGGGAGAAACUUUUGUAAAACUUGUUGUGCGCCUGAUGGAAAGACUUUUGGAUUAUAGAACCAUCAUGCACGAUGAGAACAAAGAAAACAGGAUGAGCUGUACUGUCAACGUGCUGAAUUUCUACAAAGAAAUUGAAAGAGAAGAAAUGUAUAUAAGGUAUUUGUACAAGCUGUGUGACCUGCACAAAGAGUGUGAUAACUACACUGAAGCUGCUUACACUCUGCUUCUCCAUGCAAAGCUUCUGAAGUGGUCGGAGGAUGUGUGCGUGGCCCACCUCACCCAGCGGGACGGGUACCAGGCAACAACUCAAGGGCAGCUGAAAGAGCAGCUCUACCAAGAAAUCAUCCACUACUUCGACAAAGGCAAGAUGUGGGAAGAGGCCAUUGCUCUGGGCAAGGAACUUGCUGAACAGUAUGAAAAUGAAAUGUUUGAUUAUGAACAACUCAGUGAAUUGCUGAAAAAACAGGCUCAAUUUUAUGAGAACAUUGUCAAAGUGGUAAGACCCAAGCCUGACUAUUUUGCCGUUGGCUACUACGGACAAGGGUUCCCCACGUUCCUUCGGGGCAAAGUUUUCAUUUACCGAGGAAAAGAGUAUGAACGCAGGGAAGACUUUGAAGCUCGGCUUUUAACUCAGUUUCCCAACGCCGAGAAAAUGAAGACGACAUCUCCGCCAGGCGACGAGAUUAAAACCUCUCCCGGCCAGUAUAUUCAGUGCUUCACAGUAAAGCCCAAACUCGAUUUGCCCCCGAAAUUCCACAGGCCUGUGUCAGAGCAGAUUGUAAGUUUUUACAGGGUGAACGAAGUCCAGCGAUUUGAAUAUUCUCGGCCAAUCCGCAAGGGAGAGAAAAACCCAGACAAUGAAUUUGCGAAUAUGUGGAUUGAGAGAACCAUAUACACAACUGCGUAUAAAUUACCUGGGAUUUUAAGGUGGUUUGAAGUCAAGUCUGUUUUCAUGGUGGAAAUCAGCCCCCUGGAGAACGCCAUCGAGACCAUGCAGCUGACCAACGACAGGAUGGCCAGCAUGGUGCAGCAGCACCUGGAUGACCCCGGCCUGCCCAUCAACCCCCUGUCCAUGCUCCUGAGCGGCAUCGUGGACCCCGCCGUCAUGGGCGGCUUCGCAAACUACGAAAAGGCCUUCUUUACAGAGCGGUACCUACAGGAGCACCCUGAGGCCCACGAGAAGAUCGAGAAGCUCAAGGACCUGAUUGCGUGGCAGAUUCCGUUUUUGGCCGAAGGGAUCAGGAUUCAUGGAGACAAAGUUACUGAAGCCUUGAGGCCGUUUCAUGAGAGAAUGGAAGCCUGUUUCAAACAGCUAAGGGAAAAAGUAGAAAAGCAGUAUGGUGUGCGAAUCAUGCCCUCAAGUCUGGAUGACAGAAGGGGCAGCCGUCCCCGGUCCAUGGUCCGGUCCUUCACGAUGCCUGCCUCCCCCCGGCCCCUGUCUGUGGCGUCCGUCUCAUCCCUGUCAUCCGACAGCACCCCUUCUAGGCCAGGCUCUGAUGGGUUUGCUCUGGAGCCUCUCCUGCCAAAGAAAAUGCACUCCAGGUCCCAGGACAAACUGGACAAGGACGACCCAGAGAAGGAGAAGAAGGAGAAGAAGAAGGAAAAGAGGAACAGCAAACAUCAGGAGAUAUUCGAUAAGGAAUUCAAACCCACCGACGUUCCCCUGCAGCAGUCUGAGGCCGUGAUCCUCUCAGAAACGAUAAGUCCCCUGCGGCCCCAGAGACCAAAAAGCCAGGUGAUCAACGUCAUCAGCAGUGAAAGGCGUUUCUCAGUGUCCCCAUCCCCGUCCUCCCAGACGACGCCCCCUCCGGUCACGCCGAGGGCCAAACUCAGCUUCAGUCUGCAGCCCAGUCUGGAGCUGAAUGGCAUGCCCGGGAUGGACGUGGCCGAGGUCCCGCCUCCUCUGCCUCUCAAAGGCAGCAUGGCAGACUACGGGAAACUGAUGGAGAACCAGGACUUGAUGGGCUCACCGGUGCCCCCGCCCCCUCCUCCCCACCAGAGGCAUCUGCGGCCUCCACUGCCCAGCAAGACUCCGCCUCCUCCCCCGCCAAAGACAACGCGCAAGCAGACAUCAGUGGACUCUGGGAUUGUGCAGUGAGAGCAGCAGGGCCUCCUAGAAAGAGCGAGCUGGCAUCUUUCCCCCGCCUCCAUACCUUCUUCGUGUCCGGCGUCUGUUUGUCUUAUCAGGCCCAUGGCAUCUGACAUGUCGUGCAGUUGCUUUUCCUUAGCGGGAGGUCAUUUUCAGCCAUGGAGUGAGUGGCCUUUCACAUGGGAGCCAGGUGGACACAGGUCUGGAAAAUACUGUUGUGGGACUCCAGGGGAUGUCCUUCCUAAGAGAGCCUAAGUCUUGCCCCAAAGUCCUUUCUGUGCCAAAUGACACAUUAGCAAAGAGCAUGGUUGACCUGAGUGUAGCCUCGUGGGAAAGGUCAGACAGACCAUCGUGUGCAAGGAACCGUAUAGUAACUGAGCUUAGCAAUCUUCUCUGCUCUCCGGGCCAGACCCUCUGUUUUAUCAAACCCUCCUCACUACGACUGGUGGUGUGACUUCACUGGUUCAGUGUAUCUUCAGCCUACAUCAGACAAUUGAGGUCAGCGCUUUCAGGGAAGUUCCUCAUUCCCUUUGGUAUAAUUUAAAAUAGGACAUUUCUCAGCUACUGAACAAUUACUAAUUUAUGGAAUGGAAACACCAUUAAAAAUACUGGAUCAAGUGGAAAAAUAAAUAUGAGUAUAGGAAGAUACAUUUUCUUUCUUUUUAAAAAAAGACUAUGUAUACCACAGGAGAUGGUUUUAAUUGCGUGAGUUCUUUUUGUCCUCAUUCUGUACAGAAGUUUGUAUAUAUGAUGGUUCUUAGAACAUGUUCUAAUUCUUGUGGUCCUUCUGUUUAUUGUAAUAGACGUACGCAAAUGAUUCUCAAUAUGUGUUCUUAGUUUUUAACUGCUGGAAGUGUAAAAAAAUGCAAAUUAAGUUUUGUGGGGUUUUUUUUUCAAAACUCAAGUUGAUGGACAAUGAUUUUUUAAAAACUAACUUUGUGUAACCUAAUAUUUUUAUUCUGUCAUCUAUAUUUUUUUAUUCACUAUAAUCAUGAUACUCUUCUAGUAGGCUCAAAAGUUAAUCAUUGACAACAAAAAAAUAAAAGGCUAUUUAAAAAGA